Messenger RNA from Necator americanus (New World hookworm), 1335 nucleotides. RefSeq lists its product as uncharacterized. The record is from RefSeq and is a predicted model, not a curated record. Gene Ontology annotation, biological process: dephosphorylation. Gene Ontology annotation, molecular function: alkaline phosphatase activity. The transcript has 11 exons. NCBI's taxonomy places the organism in Eukaryota, Metazoa, Nematoda, Chromadorea, Rhabditida, Ancylostomatidae. The coding region runs from base 1 to 1335 and encodes 444 amino acids.
AUGCUUAAUUACUUGAGUGUAAUUGGGUCAUUCCAAGAUGGCGAUCAAAGUUCCGCAUGGCUAGUACGAGGAAUAGCUAUUAGCAUAACAUUUGCCACUUGCUACUUUAUACUUUGGGGCGUCGACAGAAAAAUUGAGUUUGACAGUACAGCAAAGAAAUUUGGGAUAAACUGCGUCGACAUUGCAAAACAACUCCUUUCCUAUCCAGCUUCUGAAUUCAAGGUGAUGAUGGGUGGAGGAGCUGAAUUUCUAAAGGAAAAAUCUCGAGGCGGAAGACGUAAGGACGGAAUCAACAUAGAUUUGGAGUGGAAGAAGCUUGGCGGAAGAAGAGAAGUGUUGAAUGAUGUGUACGAUCUCCAAGCCGUCACAGCUAGUAAUCAUAAAUUGUUGGGUAUAUUUGCUCCUUCGCACCUUCCAACCUAUAUCCAACAGCAAAUUUCUGAAGAGAAAACAGUACCUCGACUAGUGGAAAUGACAGAAAAAGCGAUCGAUCAGCUUCAGUAUGACGAGAAGGGUUUCUUUCUGAUGGUGGAAGGUGGUGCCAUCGAUCUUAUGCAACACCAAAAUCAAAUGUACCUAGCGUUUGGUGAAUUGUACGAGUUCGAUGAAGCUAUUCGAAAGGCAAGAGAAAUGACGGACCCCUCAGAGACACUGAUUAUUGUCACAGCGGAUCACGGUCAUGCUGUCACAAUGCCGGGCUAUUUACCCGUUAAGAAAAGUGUAUUUGGCAGCGACAUAAGAAAGGGAUUUCAUGGUAACGAAGAGGUCAUUUAUGAAGUGCCCACCAUAUUUUUUGCAACCGGACCAGGAUAUCAGGGUGGUUACCGUUUGAAGAGUGGUCAUAUUGAUGUGGAAAAGCGAGAGAAACCUCAUUCUAAACUUCCAUCAGCAAUUCCAAUGAGAGUUGCUGCGCAUGGAGGCGAAGAUGUUGGUCUAUGGGCGGAUGGGCCACUUGCCGAGUUGUUUUCAUCAACGAUUGAAAACACUGAAGUGGGUUACAUUGUUAAAUUUUUGCUCUGUGAGGCGCACACGGAUAGCGCAUUCUGCAACGGCAGCCAUCCGACCCAAGGUCGAACGCCAAGGCAGUAUACAUCUGCUGAAGGACAUCUGAUCCACCAAGGGGAUACGAAAAGCCGGCACAAGUCUAUCAAAGGGAUUUCGGGACACUUUGAUUCAGAAAGCUUUACUGUGUUAGGCAUCUCACUGCUGGGAUUCACAAUCUUUUCUCUUCUUACAGUCAUAGUUGUCACAGUAUUGGUAUUUAUCAAUGUAAAAUACAGAAUCAAACAGCGAAAAUCAGCGGGCGUGGAUGACCCUGAAAAAUCGCCAGUUUAA